This is a messenger RNA of Austrofundulus limnaeus, 1250 nucleotides long. Its product is annotated as protein enabled homolog. Gene Ontology annotation, molecular function: ubiquitin-protein transferase activity. NCBI's taxonomy places the organism in Eukaryota, Metazoa, Chordata, Actinopteri, Cyprinodontiformes, Rivulidae. The record is from RefSeq and is a predicted model, not a curated record.
UGAGCACAUGGUCACUUCCGGGCUGACCGUCGCUUCCGUAACGUUCAGUUUGACUGAAGUAUUUCUAACAGAGGGAGUUAACGCGUUCACAGGUCUGAGUCGGUUUUAGUUCAGUUUCCUGGAGAGUUUCUAACACUUCCUGUCCGCGGAAACACUUCUUACCUUAACAAACUUUACUUCCGGUGAAGUUUGUUGUGUAGCUCUGUUAGCAUGGAUGCUAGUGGGGACACAGCUGUCCUGAAGCCCGGUGAGGAAGAGCAGCAUGAAACCCAAGCAGGAGAAGAGGAGGACCUGGACCAGGAGUUAGCUAAAAUGACCGUUGAAGACCUGAUCCAGAAGGUCCAGUUGGUUCAGACGGACGGUACCGUGGACUCUGGCACCAACACGCAGCCGGACUGGGAGGAGCAGGUGUCGGCCAUGUUUGAGUGCAGCUCCAAGCUGAUGGAGGAGUACAGCCGGCUGCUGAAGAAGCAGGAGGAGGAGGAGGAGGAGCACGUGAAACACAAGCAGCAGCUGCAGAGGAUGAAGGAGGAGGCGCUCCGCCAGCAGCAGGCUCAGCUGGAAAAAAUCGACUCGCUGAAAGUGAAGCUGCAGCUCAACAACUCCAAGACCACCAGGAAGAACUUCCUGAGCAAGAAACAGGAAGUGACCUCAGAGAGGAGCCGAGCAGAGGAGGAGAGGAACAGGCUGCUCAGGGAGCUGGAGGAGAGCGACAGGAAGCUGCGUACGCUCAGCGAGCAGCACAGCGAGGAGCAGCGGAGGAGCGGGGAGGAGCUGGAGGAGCUGAGGCGGGAGAUGCAGCGCGUGACGAAGGAGGCGCAGGAGGCGCAGCUGCAGGCGCUGCGUGAUGAGGUCACCGCCGUGGAGAAGCAGCGAGACGCAGCCGUGUCCCACAUCGAGGCCUGGCUCCGAGAGGUGUCUCAGUACCUGCACGCUCUCAGGGAGGAGUUCCCGCAGCAGUACCAAACGGACCGGGCCAAGUGGGAGAGAAACGAAGGUUUGGUCCGGAAGAACAAGGCGGAGCUCCAGAACCGGUUCCGGGAGGUUCUGCAGCAGCUCCAUCAGGGUCGGGAGCUGGAGGCCCUGCCCAGGAUCAACAUGCCGGUUCUGCCCCAGGUGCCCAUGGCUGAUCUCAGGCUCAGACAGGUGAUGAAGUCGCUGGCUCCGCCCCCACUUCCUGUACACCCCGCCCACCAGCCCCUCCCUCCACAGAGACUCCCACACUUCUUCCCACCCCACCUCCGUCAGCC